AUGUCAGAGCACCGAUCCAGUUUCCUUCACAUUGGAGACAUUGUGUCUCUCUACGCCGAAGGCUCAGUGAAGGGUUUCAUCAGCACUUUGGGUCUUGUCGAUGACAGAUGUGUAGUCCAGCCUGAUGCAGGAGACUUGGCAAACCCCCCCAAAAAGUUCAGAGAUUGCCUCUUCAAGGUUUGUCCCAUGAACAGGUACUCCGCCCAGAAGCAAUUCUGGAAGGCAAAACAGGGCAAACAAGGAAAUAACAACACGCAAGCCGACUUAUUCAAGAAAUUGCAGCAUGCAGCGGAGCUUGAGCAGAAGCAGAAUGAGACUGAAAAUAAGAAGCUACUUGGAGAAGUUGUUAAAUACAGUAAUGUUGUCCAGCUCCUGCACAUCAAAAGUAAUAAGUACCUGACUGUGAACAAGCGUCUUCCCGCCUUGUUGGAAAAAAAUGCCAUGCGGGUUUCUCUGGACCCAGCUGGGAAUGAGGGCUCCUGGUUCUACAUUCAGCCUUUCUGGAAACUCCGCAGUGAAGGAGACAAUGUGGUGGUUGGAGACAAGGUGGUGCUGAUGCCAGUGAAUGCAGGGCAGCCUCUUCAUGCCAGCAAUAUUGAGCUGCUAGACAACACGGGCUGCAAAGAGGUUAAUGCCGUCAGCUGCAACACUAGUUGGAAGGUCACAUUGUUCAUGAAAUUUAGUGACUACAAGGAAGACAUCCUUAAAGGGGGAGAUGUGGUUAGGCUUUUCCAUGCGGAACAAGAGAAGUUUCUGACCUGUGACGACUACAAGAAAAAGCAGCAUGUCUUUCUUCGCACUACUCUGCGUCAGUCUGCCACCUCUGCCACCAGCUCCAAGGCACUCUGGGAAGUUGAGGUUGUUCACUAUGACCCCUGCCGAGGUGGAGCUGGCCAGUGGAACAGUUUGUUUCGCUUCAAGCACCUUGCAACCGGAAAUUACCUUGCAGCUGAAGAAAACCCCGAAUUCAAUGUUAAAAAUGUUGAGACGAAAGGAGAGAAUGAGACUGACGCUGUGUAUUGCAAGAGAAAGCAUCAAGCAGCAGACAAGAUAGCUUUUACACUUGUUUCAGUCAAGCAUGGCAGUGACCUAGCCUCCCUCUUUGAGCUGGAUGCCACCACACUGCAACGGGCUGACUGUCUGGUGCCCAGAAACUCUUAUGUGAGGCUCAGGCACCUGUGCACCAACACAUGGGUGACAAGCACCAACGUGCCCAUUGAUGCAGAAGAGGAGCGUCAAGUCAUGCUCAAGAUUGGCACCUGCUCUACUAAAGAGGAUAAGGAAGCUUUUGCUAUUGUGUCCGUUCCCCUAUCCGAAGUCAGGGACUUGGACUAUGCCAAUGAUGCCAACAAAGUUCUUGAGGCCACCGUGAGAAAGCUUCAAUAUGGAAACAUCGCUCAGAAUGAAAGGAGGUUUGUGACUAAGCUACUAGAGGACCUGAUUUUCUUUGUAUGUGUGGUUCCAAACAAUGGUCAAGAGGUUCUGUCUGUGGUCACCUCCAACCCCAACCGAGAGAGGCAAAAACUGAUGAGAGAACAGAACAUCCUCGCUCAGAUUUUUGGUAUCCUCAAAGCUCCAUUCACAGACCAGGGUGAUGGCCCCAUGUUAAAGUUGGAAGAUUUAGGAGACCAGCGCUAUUCCCACUUCAAGUAUAUGCUGAGACUCUGCUAUAGAGUGCUGCGACACUCCCAGCAAGACUAUCGCAAAAAUCAGGAGUACAUAGCAAAAAAGUUCUCCAUCAUGCAGUCGCAAAUUGGGUAUGAGAUUCUGGCUGAGGAUACCAUCACUGCUCUACUGCACAAUAACCGCAAGCUGCUGGAAAAGCACAUCACAGCCAGAGAGAUUGAGACAUUUGUCAGCCUUCUCAGACGGAAUCGAGAGCCCAGAUUCCUGGAUUACCUAUCAGAUCUUUGUGUGUCCAAUAAGACUGCUAUCCCUGUCACACAGGAGCUUAUUUGCAAAUUUAUGCUUAACCCUGCCAACGCAGAUAUCCUUAUCCAGACAAGACUAAUCCCUAAUGCCGAGACCCCCCUGGAGCCCCCUCUGAUGCAGGAAGAUGGCGAAGACGAGGAAGUUUGGCUCUAUUGGAUCGACAGCCACAAGGAGCCUCAUGGCAAAUCCAUUCGCCAUCUGGCUCAGGAUGCUAAAGGCAAUCAUAAGAUGGAUGUAGAUAUCACCACCUACUACAGGUAUCAGCUGAACCUGUUUGCUAAGAUGUGCCUGGACCGACAGUAUCUUGCCAUCAAUCAGAUUUCCUCUCAGCUUCCUGUGGAUCUUAUCUUGCGCUGCAUGUUUGACGACUGCCUGCCCUACAACCUACGAGCCUCCUUCUGUCGCCUCAUGUUACAUAUGCAUGUGGACCGUGACCCACAAGAAGCUGUUGUUCCUGUGCGCUAUGCUCGGCUCUGGACUGAGAUCCCAUCCAAGAUCACCAUCCACGAUUUUGAAUACGAGUCAGCAGAUUCCUCAAGAGAGGAGAUGAAGAGGAAGUUUGCCCCCACUAUGGAGUUUGUUGAAGAAUACCUCAAACAUGUGGUCAGCCAGCCUUUUCCAUUUGGGGAAAAAGACAAGAAUGAACUCACUCUAGAGGUGGUGAAUCUGGCUCGUAACCUGGUGUACUUUGGUUUUUAUAGCUUUAGUGAGCUCCUACGACUCACACGCACUCUACUGGCCAUACUGGACAUUGUUCAUGAAAGUGAGCGGGUGUUGGACAAGCUCAACAAAAGUCCAGAGGCGGGUAACAAUGUCCUCCGUACGAUCCACGGUGUUGGAGAAAUGAUGACCCAGAUGGUGAUGGGUCAAGGUGUACCACAAGGCCUACCUGACACGUCUCCCUUGCUGCGUUACGGGAAAGGACACAUGUUUGUGGACAAUGAGGAUGUCAUGGUGAUGGACACCAAGUUAAAGAUCAUAGAGAUCCUCCAAUUCAUCCUGAGUGUGAGGCUGGAUUACAGGAUCACAUAUCUGUUGUCCAUCUACAAGAAAGAGUUUGGAGAAAAGAGCAUGUCUGAGAAUACAGCUUCACAAUCUGACAUACUCCUGAUCAUGCCAUCUCCUGAGCCAGACAUUGAUGAGAUUGCAACUAAGGCAGAGAGCAUGUUUGCUGGGAGCUCCGAGUUAGGGGCAGUGGAGCUCGAUGACGAAGGUGGCCGAACUUUUCUGAGGGUUCUGAUCCAUCUCAUGAUGCAAGAUUAUGCUCCACUGGUCUCUGGUUCACUGCAGCUCAUCUUCAAACACUUCAGUCAGAGAGCUGAAGUGCUGCAGGCCUUUAAACAGGUCCAACUAUUAGUUUCAGAGCAGGAUGUGGAGAACUACAAACAGAUAAAGGCAGACCUGGACCAACUGCGCCUAACUGUUGAGAAAUCAGAACUGUGGGUGGAGAAAAAUGGAGUGUAUAGCGGGGAAGACCUUGGCGUCAGGCAGGGCAAAGAACAGAACAUGGAGGAGACAGGACUGAGCACUGUCCAUGAUGGGAACAAUAAACCUCAAAUUGACAGCAACAAGGAAAACAACUACAACAUUGUGAAAGAGAUCUUGCUACGGCUGAGUAAGCUGUGUUACCAUGGUAAAAAAAUCCGCACGCAGCAGCAAAGGCUUCUCAAGAACAUGGGAGCUCACACUGUUGUGCUGGACUUGCUUCAAAUCCCCUUUGAGAAAAGUGAUGAAAAGAUGAACGAGAUCAUGACCCUGGCACAUGCCUUUCUGCAGAACUUCUGCAGAGGGAAUCAUCAGAACCAAUUCCUGCUUCAUAAACAUCUCAAUCUGUUCCUAACCCCGGGGUUGCUAGAAGCUGAAACAAUGCGUCAUAUCUUUAUGAAUUACUACCAGCUGUGCAAUGAAAUCAGCGACCGCGUUGUUCAUCACUUUGUCCACUGCAUUGAAACGCAUGGGCGUCAUGUUCUCUACUUGAAGUUCCUGCAAACCAUUGUGAAAGCUGAAGGAAAGUAUGUGAAGAAAUGUCAGGACAAAGUCAUGACUGAGCUUGUGAACGGAGGUGAGGAUGUCCUGGUGUUCUACAACGACCGCUCCUCAUUUCCAGUCUUAGUCCAAAUGAUGGGAUCUGAGCGUGAGCGCACUGAUGAAGAUGGAGCGCUGGCUUAUCACAACACGCUAGUCGAGCUGCUUGCUGCCUGCACUGAGGGCAAGAACGUUUACACUGAGUUAAAAUGUAACUCCCUGCUUCCGCUGGAUGACAUUGUCAAAGUUGUCACUGAUGUCAACUGUGUCCCAGAGGUGAAAACUGCAUAUGUGAACUUUGUCAAUCACUGUUAUGUAGACACAGAGGUAGAAAUGAAAGAGAUCUAUACCUCUAAUCACAUCUGGAAGCUGUUCGACAAUAUCUUGGUGGAUAUGUCCAGAGUGUGUAACACCACCACAGACAGGAACCAUGCUGAUUUAGCCCUCGAGAAGUAUGUGACAGAGACCGUAAUGGCCAUUGUCACAGGAUUUUUUAGUUCACCUUUUUCUGUGAACCACUCCAACCUUCAGACGAACCAAUCCAUCUUCAUCAAGCUGCUCCAGUCAGCUUUCAGGCUCUACAACUGCACAUGGGUCACUCAAAAGGCAAACAUUGAGAACUGCAUUAGAACACUCGCUGAUGUUGCUAAAGCAAGGGCAAUAGCAAUCCCAGUUGACCUAGAUAGUCAGGUGAACGCCUUGGCUCUAAAGGUCCACAGCAUGGUUCAGCGGGCAAAAGAAUGGAGGUUUUCUGCACGCGGACGCCCCCGUAAGGAGCACUUGGGUGGCCCGGACUAUAAGACCAUCAUUGAAAAGUUGCAGGGUGUUGUGUCCCAUUUGGAGGGGCAGUUCAGUCCUAUGGUGCAGGCAGAGUUUUCGGUGCUGGUUGAUGUCCUCCACAGUCCUGAGUUGCUGUUUCCAGAAGCCGCUCGCCUACGCUGUGAGAGUGGAGCUUUCAUGUCAAAGCUGAUCACUCACACCAAAAAGCUUAUGGACAAAGAGGAAAAGCUUUGCAUCAAGAUACUGAAGACACUCCGAGAGAUGCUGGACAAAAAGGACCGGUUUCAAGAGGCUGGAAAGGAGCUGAGAGAGAUUCUUCUCACCCGCUACUUUGGAACUCAAAGACUUAUUUCCAAAUCUGAGAUUGGGAGUGGAAGCAGCUCACCGGCUCUUUUUGCCAAGCCAACAUUCGCAGGAGGUUCUCUCACAGCAGACUUUGACAAGCCAUCCAGUAACCUAGUAGAGAUCCAAUGUCAACUGGACAUUGUUGGGGCAUCUGAGCUAGUGAUUGAUCUCAUUGUCAACACUAAGAAUGAUCAAGUGUUUGAGGAGAGUGUCUUGCUGGGGAUUGCCCUUCUGCGAGACGGAAAUACACAGAUACAGAACUCCUUCUACAACCAACUGCACAAGCAGAAGAAGUCAGAGAGAUUCUUUAAGGUUUUUUACGACCGCAUGCGUUUGGCCCAGCAGGAGAUCCGCGCCACUGUCUCCGUCAACAUGUUUGAGCUGAACAGCAGAAAAAGGGAUGAUGACAAUGACUUUGGCAGUGUCGGUUUCAGGAAAGGGAAAGAUUCAGGACUUCAUAUGAGGGAGGACAUGCGAGGGCAGCUUAAGGAGGCCUCGUCUGUGACUUUAAAGGCUUUCUCUGCUUACCGAAAAGACCUGGAUCCCGUUCUGGAAGCCUUGUGCCAGAACAGUGAGGUGACUGGAGCUGAAGAGGCCUUAGAGGAGACCCGCAUGAGCCAGGCCAUCGCUAUUAUGAAACCAAUCUUACGUUUCCUUCAGCUUCUCUGCGAGAACCACAAUUCCAACUUGCAGAACUUUUUGCGGUGCCAAAAUAACAAGACCAACUACAAUCUAGUAUGUGAGACACUUCAGUUCCUGGACUGUAUUUGUGGGAGCACCACUGGAGGCCUUGGGCUACUUGGCCUUUAUAUAAAUGAGAGCAAUGUUGAUCUGGUCCGUCAAACCUUGGAAACCAUCACAGAGUACUGCCAGGGCCCCUGCCAUGAAAAUCAGACAUGUAUAGCCAAACAUGAGUCAAAUGGCAUUGACAUCAUUAUAGCGCUGAUUGUAAACCCCAUCAACCCUCUGGGGAAAAACCGUCUGGAACUGGUGCUGGAGCUCAAGAAUAAUGCAUCCAAGCUCCUGUUGGCUAUUAUGGAGAGCCGCCAUGACAGCGAGAACGCAGAGAAAAUUCUCUUUAAGAUGAGACCCACUGAGCUUGUGGAUGUCAUGAAAGAGGCCUAUGCCCAAGCUCUGGAAAGUGAAGUGGAGGAGGACAGUUCUCAAUACCGCAUAAGACCACUGGAUGUUGGUCAUAAUAUUUACAUUCUGGCCCACCAGCUGGCUCGACAUAAUAAGAUCCUGCAGCAGAGUCUGAGGCCAGGGUCUGGUUUAGGGCCUGGAUUAAGCUUGGAUCCUGACAAUGAAAAGGAUGAUGCCCUUCAAUACUAUGCCAAUCACACAGCUCAGAUUGAGAUUGUGCGUCAUGACCGCACCAUGGAGCAGAUAGUAUUUCCAGUCCCCAACAUUUGUGAGUACCUCACACAGGAGUCCAAAAUGCGUGUGUUCACCACCACAGAGCGAGAUGACCAGGGCAGCAAGGUUAAUGACUUCUUUCAGCAGUUUGACAACCUCUACAAUGAGAUGAGUUGGCAGAAGAAAAUCCGAAAAAAUAAGGCUUUGUUCUGGUUCUCACGCCAUAUCUCUCAUUGGGGAAGUAUCUCCUUCUACCUGGCCUGCCUGCUCAACAUCUGUGUGGCUGUAUUCUACCCAUUUGGAGAUGAUGGAGAUGAAGGGACCUUAACCAAUUUCUCCUGUGUACUGCUUUGGGCAGCAUUGUCAAUUUCCGUUGCUUUACUCCCAAUCCUGCCCAAACCAUGGGGGAUUAUUUUCGUCCUGGUCUUCCUCAUUUUGCGUGCCAUAUACACCAUGGGCCUCGGCCCUGCUUUGUUAUUACUGGGAACCGUCAAUUUGUUCAACAAGAUCAUUUUUUUGGUGAGUUUUGUGGGAAACCAAGGAACGUUCACCCGUGGUUACAAAGCUGUGGUCAUGGAUAUGCUAUUCAUCUACCACUUGGGAUAUGCAAUCAUCUGUGUUUUGGGUCUCUGUGUGCACGAGUUCUUUUACAGCUUUUUGCUCUUUGACCUGGUAAUCAGAGAGGAAACGCUGCUUAACGUCAUAAAGAGUGUGACCAGAAACGGACGCUCCAUUAUUCUUACGGCGGUACUUGCCAUCUUUCUUGUCUACUUCUUCUCCAUCAUCGGCUUCCUCUUUCUCAAAGAUGACUUUCGCAUGGAGGUGGACCGUCUACCUGCAUCAGGAAAUCAGCACAUAUUUGGUAAAUCGAUGGUGGAAGACUCAUGUAUGAAAGACAGCUGCCCUGUUUCCUCUAAGACUGUUGCUGAUGAAGAUGAAAGAAUAGAGAGAGUGUGCGACACCUUGCUCAUGUGUAUUAUCACCGUAUUGAACCAAGGACUACGCAACGGUGGUGGUGUUGGCGAUUUUCUAAGAAGACCGUCAAAAGAGGAACCGCUGUUUGCGGCACGUGUCGUUUAUGACCUUCUGUUCUUCUUUGUUGUCAUCAUCAUUGUCCUCAACCUUAUUUUUGGGGUUAUCAUCGACACCUUUGCAGAUUUAAGGAGUGAGAAACAAAGAAAGGAGGAGAUUCUGAAAACAACCUGUUUUAUCUGUGGUUUGGAAAGGGACAAAUUUGACAAUAAGACUGUGUCCUUUGAAGAGCACAUUAUGUCUGAGCACAACAUGUGGCAUUACCUUUACUUCUUGGUUCUGGUGAGAGUGAAGAAUCCCACCGAAUACACCGGACCAGAAAGCUAUGUCGCCCAGAUGAUAGCGGAAAAGAACUUGGAUUGGUUCCCCAGAAUGAGAGCCAUGUCUCUGGUGAGCAACGAGGGGGAUAACGAGCAGAAUGAGAUGCGAUCUCUGCAGGAGAAACUGGAGAGCACCGUAACACUGGUAACUCAGCUCUCGGCCCAGCUGUCUGAGCUCAAGGAGCAGAUGACUGAGCAGAGGAAGCACAAGCAGAGACAAGGAUUAAUGGGUCCUUCGCAGACAAACCAUCACGUCUCCAACCACUGA
This is a messenger RNA of Nerophis lumbriciformis (worm pipefish), 8058 nucleotides long. NCBI's taxonomy places the organism in Eukaryota, Metazoa, Chordata, Actinopteri, Syngnathiformes, Syngnathidae. The record is from RefSeq and is a predicted model, not a curated record.